Messenger RNA from Patella vulgata (common limpet), 4895 nucleotides. Its product is annotated as isoleucine--tRNA ligase, cytoplasmic. Gene Ontology annotation, molecular function: aminoacyl-tRNA deacylase activity; ATP binding; tRNA binding. The coding region runs from base 178 to 4029 and encodes 1283 amino acids. Gene Ontology annotation, biological process: isoleucyl-tRNA aminoacylation. NCBI's taxonomy places the organism in Eukaryota, Metazoa, Mollusca, Gastropoda, Patellidae. The record is from RefSeq and is a predicted model, not a curated record. The transcript has 31 exons.
UAAGUGACCUUAGCCGGGCACAUGUGAAACUAAAAUAUGGUGAUGCAAUUUACAUGCAAAAGGAAUUAAGUUUUAUUUCCUUAUCAUUUCAUAAUAUAUUCCACCACGCUUUGUCCGAUCACUAAGGAAGUAAUAGCGAUCAUACAUUGAACUAUUUUACUAAGAACCUAUAACAGAAUGACGCAACCUGUCCCAGAAAACAUAAACUUCCCAGCUGAAGAAGAAAAGAUUCUGAAGCUGUGGAAAGAGCUUGAUGCCUUCAAGACAUGCAUAGCUCAAUCUAAAGGAAAACCUAGAUAUUCUUUUUAUGAUGGUCCACCAUUUGCUACAGGCUUACCACAUUAUGGUCAUAUCUUAGCUGGUACUAUCAAAGAUACUGUAACUAGAUGGGCACAUCAGAAUGGCUUCCAUGUUGAAAGAAGAUUUGGCUGGGAUUGUCAUGGACUUCCUGUUGAGUUUGAAAUUGAUAAAACCUUGGGUGUAAAAGGACCAGAAGAUGUUGCAAAAAUGGGAAUCCGGAAAUAUAAUGAAGAAUGUCGAAAAAUUGUGUCCCGAUAUUCUACUGAAUGGGAGGAAAUUGUAACAAGAAUGGGAAGAUGGAUAGAUUUUAAAAAUGAUUAUAAAACAAUGUAUCCCUGGUUUAUGGAAUCUGUCUGGUGGGUUUUUAAAGAGUUGUAUACAAAUGGUCUUGUUUAUAAAGGUUAUAAGGUUAUGCCCUAUUCUACAGCCUGUAACACACCAUUAUCAAACUUUGAAUCAGGACAGAAUUAUAAAGAUGUUGUUGAUCCAGCUGUAUAUGUGAGUCUACCACUUGAUGAAGAUCCUAAUACAUCAAUGAUAGCAUGGACCACAACACCCUGGACAUUACCCAGUAAUCUCUCACUCUGUGUUAAUCCAGAUAUGGAUUAUGUCAAGGUUAAAGAUAAUAAUACAAAUAAACAAUAUAUCAUGAUGGAAGCUAGAUUAUCAGCUUUAUUUAAACAACCAGAUGAAUAUACAGUACUGUCUAAAUUUAAAGGUAAAACAUUAGAAGGUAAAACAUAUGAACCACUCUUUACAUACUUUCAAGAGAUGAAGAAGACAAAUAGUGCGUUUCGUAUUUUAACUGAUAAUUAUGUAACAGCAGAUAGUGGUACUGGUGUUGUACAUCAAGCUCCUUAUUUUGGAGAGGAUGAUCAACGUGUGUGUUUAAAGUAUGGAAUUAUAACAAAAGCUAUGAAGAUAGUUUGUCCUGUAGAUGCUAGUGGUAGAUUUACUGAAGAAGUUACACAUUUUAAAGGCUUACAUGUGAAGGAUGCUGAUAAACAUAUAAUAAAACAUCUAAAAGAAACUGGACGAAUGGUACACGCUUCAACUAUAAAUCAUAAUUAUCCAUUCUGUUGGAGAUCUGAAACACCAUUAAUCUAUAAAGCUGUACCCAGUUGGUUUAUACGAGUAGAACAAGCUGUAGAUAAAUUAUUAGAUAAUAAUGACAAGUCUUACUGGGUUCCAGAUUUUGUGAAAGAAAAGAGGUUUGCGAAUUGGUUAAAAAAUGCCCGUGAUUGGGCUGUCUCUAGAAAUAGAUAUUGGGGAACUCCCAUUCCAUUAUGGGUCAGUGAUGAUGGGGAAGAGUUGGUGUGUAUUGGUUCAAUAGAAGAAUUAAACAAAUUAACUGGUGCUGACAUUAAAGAUCUACAUAGAGAGAACAUAGAUCACCUGACUAUUCCAUCUAAAAUGGGUAAAGGAGUUUUACGAAGAGUCCCAGAAGUAUUUGACUGCUGGUUUGAAUCUGGUAGUAUGCCGUAUGCACAAGCUCACUAUCCUUUUGAACAUAAGAAAGAGUUUGAAGACACUUUUCCCGCUGAUUUUAUAGCAGAAGGCAUAGAUCAAACUAGAGGAUGGUUUUAUACAUUGUUAGUUUUAUCAACACUGUUGUUUGGUAAACCUCCAUUUAAAAAUCUUAUUGUCAACGGUCUUAUACUUGCCAAAGAUGGGAAUAAAAUGAGUAAAAGUAAGAAGAAUUUUCCUCCUGUAACCGAUAUUGUCUCUCAAUUUGGAGCCGAUGCUUUAAGGUUGUAUUUGAUCAAUUCACCUGCUGUUCGAGCUGAUUCAUUAAGAUUUAAAGAAGAAGGUGUUAGAGAUGUAUUAAAGGAAGUGUUUUUACCAUGGUAUAAUGCCUACAGGUUUUUAAUGCAGAAUGUGGACAAGUUAAAUAGAGAAGAAGGUAUAAAGAUAUGUUAUAAUGAGAAUACUGUACAAAUAUCUACUAAUUAUAUGGAUAGAUGGAUUUUAUCUUUUACACAAUCACUGGUUAAAUUUGUUAAAGUAGAAAUGGCCGCAUAUCGACUGUAUACUGUAACUCCACGAUUAGUAAGAUUUGUUGAACAGCUCACUAACUGGUAUGUUAGAAUGAACAGAAAAAGAUUAAAGGGAGAUGGUGGUGUUGAAGAUUGUCAGAAUGCUUUGGAAACUUUUUACAGUGUAUUGAUGACUAUGACUAAAGUUAUGGCACCAUUCACACCAUUCCUGACAGAACAUAUGUACCAGAACUUAAGAACGUUAUUAGAAACAGUUCCUAAUGAUAAAAAAACUGAUAACAGAAGUGUUCACUUUCUGAUGAUCCCCCAACCCAGAGAAUCAUUGAUUGAUGAAAAGAUAGAGGGAGCUGUAUCUAAGAUGCAGACUGUUAUAGAAUUAGGUCGUGUUGUAAGAGACAGAAAAACAUUACCAGUCAAGUACCCGUUGAAAGAAAUUGUUGCCAUUCAUCAAGAUCCUAAAGCAGUUGAAGAUAUUAAAUCAUUGGAAUCGUAUAUUAUAGAGGAACUGAAUGUACGUACUCUCACAACAACAACUGAUAAAGAAAAAUAUGGUGUAAGUUUACGAGCUGAACCCGACCAUAAAACACUGGGGUUAAAACUUAAAGGAGAAUUUAAAGCAGUGAUGGCUGAAAUCAAGAAAUUGACGGAUAAACAAUUGGUGGAAUUUAAAAAAACAGGGGAGAUAACUGUCCUAGGUCAUAAACUGGUGGAAGAAGAUUUACGUUUAAUGUAUGAUGUUAAUACAGCUAAAGAAGGUUCGCAAUAUGAAGCACAUUCAGAGGGGGAAAUUUUAGUAUUGUUGGAUGUAGCACCAGAUCAAGCUAUGAUAGAUGAAGGUAUUGCUAGAGAAGUUAUCAACAGAAUACAAAAACUUAGGAAAAAGGCUAAGCUACAACCAUCAGAUGAUAUAACAGUCUACUAUAAAACUAGUGGUAAAUUAUCUGAGAUUAUAACAGAAUAUAGAGAUUUUAUAUACAGUACAAUAAAACAACCAUUACAAGUUUAUCCACCAGCUUCUAAUGUUAUAAUACAAGAUAGUAUGAAGCUUAAGGAAUAUAACUUAGAUAUUACUAUAACUGGUGAUGUGGUUCCGACAUCAAGUCCUGCAGCUGCUUCAAAUACAUCAUCUACUUCUGUUAAUCUGUCACCAGCUCCAGUUGUUAAUAACAUCAAACCAGUAGCUCCAUUUGUUAAUGUGGUAUUGGGUGGUAAUCUCAAGGCUCAUGAAGGACUGAGUGGUUCUCAAGCUACUAUAUUGUUAGAAAAUCCUGUUGGUCAGAAUAAACUAUCAGCUGAAAACUUAUUACAUCAGGUUCAAGGUGUAUUUGGUUUAAGAGGAAUUAAAGUUCGUGUUUUCUCUGACUUGAAUUUGAAACAAGAACUAACCAAAACAUCCAAUUUACAAUCACUUGCUAGUAAAACACUUUAUGUAACACCUGCUAGAGAUUGUUCAUCUGUUGCUAAUAACAACCUCACCUCUCCAGUCUGCCAUUUUGCUAAUGUAGAUAUAUUAGUUAAAGGUGCUGUUCCUGCUAAAGGAGUACUACUUUUAGAAAACCCAAGAGGAGAUGUUUCAUCUUUUCAACAACUUAAAAAUCAAGUUAGUGCUAUAUUUAAUCUGGAUGGUAAAUCUGUGAUGUUAAGUCGAAGCAAAGAUAAAUCUGGUGCCUUAACACAAGAGAAUUUAAAGGAUGUAUUAAGUCUACACUCUCUACAACUUUAUGUUUUAUAAUAUUCUUCAUCAUAGAAACAAUAUCAUUCACAUAGUGAAAAUUGUUCACAGCGAAAAUGGACCUCAGUCUUAAUUAAUUUAUUUUUCUUUAUGGAAUCCUUUAUUAAUUGCAAAGAUAUUCACCUUGAAUUAAAAAACGUAUAUCUUCAGUUCAAAGUCAAAAAUAUGUACAAAUUUUAAUGUCAGUGCUGUUGUAAUUAUGUAAUUAAACAUAUCUGGAUAUAUAUAAAACAGCUGCAUGAAGAAAGAGCUGACUUGUAUAAAAAAGGUAGCUGUAUUUUUAUUACUUUAUUUUUGUAAGGUACAUAAAGAUGGCAGUAUGGAAUCAGUAGAACCCAAUGUAAACUUUAAAUGGCAAUAACUUCGUCAGAAUUGAUUGAUUUGAAUAUUGUUUGCUUGUGUGUCAUCUUAAACUGAAUAUUUAACCGUUAUUCUGGCAUUCUACAACUUUAAGAAUUUAGUAGGAAACUCCUCAUCUAUUUGAGGCGUUUGCAUAAUUUUUUUUGUGCUAUCUCAUAUGCAUGUACCUGAUUUUGAUUUAGAUUUUUCUGAAAUGACUAAUUAAUAGAUUUGUAAUAUUAAUUAAACUAGAUAAUUUUAAAAGAUUGUAGGAUUAAUUUUGAAAAUAAUAUUGCCAAAAUAAUGGAGGGAAAUUGUACAUUUUGAUCCAUUCUAAUAGAUUCACUUAUUCUAUCAAUACUUGCUUUAUCACACUAGAUACUACAUGCUUUCACAUGAUAUCAUAACUUAAAACUAUAUUAAAAUUGUUAAUAUUACAAAAAAAUAGAAUGUAAAAACUUCCACUGAAAUAGAUACUGUACUAAUUAAUACAAUCAAUUAUUAAAUUAAAUAAAUACAACAAUUGA